AUGAUCGGCCACUGCGAUAUGGAUUCGACCAAUAACGCGCGGGCUGUUGUCAUUCCAUGGUAUCUGGUCCUUCCUUUACUGUAUGUCUCAAAACUGAAACCGACGACCGAGAUCGCCCUGUCAAUCCCUUCUAACUUCCGUUUGAUGAGAAAUGGUCUUUUUCUGUCUGGCGUCGUCUCAUCUACAUCUGUGGCCCAGAGUGGGACUCCGAUGGCAUAUACAGACCCGGAUACAGGUAUCACCUUUGAUACUUGGACUGUUCCAGAGGCCUUGAGUAAGGGAGGGUUUACAUUUGGCAUGGCCCUGCCAUCAGAUGCUCUGACCACAGAUGCUACCGAAUUUAUCGGCUACUUGCUAUGUUCCUCGCAGAAUGCUACCUUCACUGGGUGGUGUGGUGUGUCUCUCGGGGGUACAAUGACCAAUUCCCUUCUCCUACUGGCAUAUCCAUAUGAUGAAGAUAUUCUUACAUCCUUCCGUUACACCUCAAGCUACCACAUGCCGGAUCUCUACACUGGGGAUGCCAAGUUAACCCAAAUCUCGACCAGCAUCAAUGCAACACACUACAGCUUGAUCUUCAGAUGUUCAAACUGUUUGCAAUGGACUCAGGGUAGCGCGAGUGGAAAUGCCUCCACGAGCAAUGGUCUGGUGAACUUAGGAUGGGCCCAGUCCUUUCCGGCUCCGGGGAACCCCGGAUCUCCCUCUAACAUCUCCCUACAUUAUCACGACAAUGGACACAAUAUCUGGGCAGCUACACUGAAAAAUGCGCCCAACCCGUCAUACACAGACUGGAUCAAAGCGACAGCCACGGGAAGCUCCACGAAAGCUGGACCAACGGCAGCCCCGACUACCUCGGUCCCAGCGGGGACAACGACUCCAAAAUAA
This is a messenger RNA of Penicillium griseofulvum, 882 nucleotides long. RefSeq names its product Cellobiose dehydrogenase, cytochrome. The transcript is spliced from 3 exons. NCBI's taxonomy places the organism in Eukaryota, Fungi, Ascomycota, Eurotiomycetes, Eurotiales, Aspergillaceae. The record is from RefSeq and is a predicted model, not a curated record. Bases 1 to 882 code for a protein of 293 amino acids.